Molecule: messenger RNA, 7573 nt
Organism: Budorcas taxicolor (takin)
Lineage: Eukaryota; Metazoa; Chordata; Mammalia; Artiodactyla; Bovidae
Gene: KIF1B
Product: kinesin family member 1B
Exons: 60
Coding region: 340-7191 (2283 amino acids)
Biological process (GO): pentose-phosphate shunt, oxidative branch; pentose-phosphate shunt; microtubule-based movement
Cellular component (GO): cytosol
Molecular function (GO): ATP binding; phosphogluconate dehydrogenase (decarboxylating) activity; microtubule binding
Source: RefSeq, a predicted model, not a curated record
GCGGCGGUCCUGGGAGGUGCCAGCGCGAGCCUGAGCCGCUCUUCGCCGGUUGCCGCGCCCGGGUCUCCUGGACUCCCGCCCUCCGUGGCCCUUGAUGCCGGGCUGGCCAGCUGUGUGAUGGGGCUGCCGAGCGGCGCCCUGCGGCUCUCGGCGGCCGCUGCUCGCGCUAAGGAACGUCGGUGCCGGGUUCCCCGUGCCCCCGCGCGCCGCGGCUCUUGCUGACCCGGCCCUCCCGCCCGCCUGUCAGUCUGUCCGCAGCGCGGCUGAGGAAACUUGAACAUAACUUCCUGAGACGAUUUGAUUAUUUCUGGACUUUGUGUAUAUAACAAGACCAUCAGAAUGUCGGGAGCCUCAGUGAAGGUGGCUGUCCGCGUUCGGCCCUUCAAUUCUCGAGAGACCAGCAAAGAGUCCAAGUGCAUCAUCCAGAUGCAGGGCAACUCAACCAGUAUUAUUAACCCAAAGAACCCAAAGGAAGCUCCAAAGUCUUUCAGCUUUGACUACUCCUACUGGUCUCACACCUCGCCCGAAGAUCCCUGUUUUGCAUCUCAAAACCGUGUAUACAAUGAUAUUGGAAAGGAAAUGCUCUUACAUGCCUUUGAGGGAUAUAAUGUCUGUAUUUUUGCCUAUGGGCAGACUGGUGCUGGAAAGUCUUAUACAAUGAUGGGUAAACAAGAAGAAAGCCAGGCUGGCAUCAUUCCGCAGUUAUGUGAAGAGCUGUUUGAGAAAAUCAAUGACAACUGUAACGAAGAAAUGUCUUACUCUGUAGAGGUGAGCUACAUGGAAAUUUACUGUGAAAGAGUACGAGACUUGCUGAACCCCAAAAACAAGGGUCAUCUGCGUGUGCGUGAACAUCCCCUUCUUGGCCCUUACGUGGAGGACCUGUCAAAGUUGGCAGUCACUUCCUACACAGACAUUGCUGACCUCAUGGACGCUGGGAACAAAGCCAGGACAGUGGCAGCUACCAACAUGAAUGAAACAAGUAGCCGUUCCCACGCUGUGUUUACCAUUGUCUUCACCCAGAAGAAACAUGAUACUGAGACCAACCUUUCCACUGAGAAGGUCAGUAAAAUCAGCUUGGUGGAUCUAGCAGGAAGUGAACGAGCUGAUUCAACUGGUGCCAAAGGGACUCGAUUAAAGGAAGGAGCAAAUAUUAAUAAGUCUCUUACAACUCUGGGUAAAGUCAUUUCAGCCUUGGCAGAGGUGGAUAAUUGCACCAGCAAGAGUAAGAAGAAGAAGAAAACUGAUUUUAUUCCCUACAGAGAUUCUGUACUUACUUGGCUCCUUCGAGAAAAUCUAGGUGGCAAUUCUCGGACUGCAAUGGUUGCUGCUCUGAGCCCAGCUGAUAUCAACUAUGAUGAAACUUUGAGCACUCUGAGAUAUGCAGAUCGUGCAAAACAAAUUAAAUGUAAUGCUGUUAUCAAUGAGGACCCCAAUGCCAAACUGGUUCGUGAAUUAAAGGAGGAGGUGACACGGCUGAAGGACCUUCUUCGUGCUCAGGGGCUGGGAGAUAUUAUUGAUAUUGAUCCAUUGAUCGAUGAUUACUCGGGAAGUGGAGGCAAAUAUCUGAAAGAUUUUCAGAACAAUAAGCAUAGGUACUUGCUAGCCUCUGAGAAUCAACGUCCUGGCAAUUUUUCCACAGCAUCCAUGGGAUCCCUUACUUCAUCUCCAUCUUCCUGCUCACUUAAUAGUCAGGUGGGCUUAACAUCUGUGACCAGUAUUCAGGAGAGAAUCAUGUCUACACCUGGAGGAGAGGAAGCCAUCGAACGUCUGAAGGAAUCAGAGAAGAUCAUUGCUGAGUUGAAUGAAACCUGGGAAGAGAAGCUGCGUAAAACAGAGGCCAUCAGGAUGGAAAGAGAAGCCUUGUUGGCUGAGAUGGGAGUUGCCAUUCGGGAAGACGGAGGAACCCUUGGGGUUUUCUCUCCUAAAAAGACACCACAUCUUGUUAACCUCAAUGAGGACCCUCUGAUGUCUGAGUGCCUGCUUUAUUACAUCAAAGAUGGAAUUACAAGGGUUGGCCAAGCAGAUGCUGAGCGGCGCCAGGACAUCGUGCUGAGUGGGGCUCACAUUAAAGAAGAGCAUUGUAUCUUCCGGAGCGAGAGGAACAACAGCGGAGAUGUUAUUGUGACUCUGGAGCCCUGUGAACGUUCAGAAACCUACGUAAAUGGCAAGAGGGUGACCCAGCCUGUUCAGCUGCGCUCAGGAAACCGUAUCAUCAUGGGUAAAAACCAUGUGUUUCGUUUUAACCACCCGGAGCAAGCACGGGCUGAGCGGGAAAAGACUCCUUCUGCUGAGACCCCCUCUGAGCCUGUGGACUGGACAUUUGCCCAGAGAGAGCUUCUGGAAAAACAAGGAAUUGAUAUGAAACAGGAGAUGGAAAAAAGGCUACAGGAAAUGGAGAUCCUGUACAAAAAGGAGAAGGAAGAAGCAGAUCUUCUCUUGGAGCAGCAGAGACUGGACUAUGAGAGUAAAUUGCAGGCCUUGCAGAAGCAGGUGGAGACGCGAUCCCUGGCUGCAGAAACAACUGAAGAGGAAGAGGAGGAGGAAGAAGUUCCGUGGACACAACAUGAAUUUGAGCUGGCCCAGUGGGCCUUCCGGAAGUGGAAGUCUCACCAAUUCACCUCAUUAAGGGACUUACUCUGGGGCAAUGCUGUUUACCUAAAGGAGGCCAAUGCCAUCAGUGUGGAACUAAAGAAGAAGGUGCAGUUUCAGUUUGUUCUGCUCACGGACACGUUGUACUCCCCUCUGCCUCCUGAACUGCUUCCCACUGAGACUGAAAAAACUCAGGAAGACAGACCUUUCCCUCGUACAGUGGUAGCUGUAGAAGUUCAGGAUCUGAAAAAUGGAGCAACACAUUAUUGGUCUUUGGAGAAACUUAAGCAGAGGCUGGAUUUGAUGAGAGAGAUGUAUGACAGAGCAGGGGAGAUGGCCUCCAGCACCCAAGAUGAAAGUGAGACCACCAUGACUGGCAGCGAUCCAUUUUAUGAUCGGUUCCAUUGGUUCAAACUUGUGGGAAGCUCCCCCAUUUUCCACGGCUGUGUGAAUGAGCGCCUUGCUGACCGCACACCCUCCCCCACUUUUUCCACGGCCGAUUCCGACAUCACUGAGCUGGCUGACGAGCAGCAAGAGGAGAUGGAGGACUUUGAUGAGGAGGCGUUCGUGGAUGACACCGGCUCUGACGCAGGGACGGAGGAGGGCUCAGAUCUCUUCAGUGACGGGCACGACCCGUUUUACGACCGGUCCCCAUGGUUCAUUUUAGUGGGAAGGGCCUUUGUUUACCUGAGCAACCUGCUGUACCCCGUGCCCCUGAUUCACAGGGUGGCCAUUGUCAGUGAGAAGGGAGAGGUGCGUGGAUUUCUGCGUGUGGCUGUGCAGGCCAUUGCAGCGGAUGAAGAAGCUCCUGAUUAUGGCUCUGGAAUUCGACAGUCAGGAACAGCUAAAAUAUCUUUUGAUAACGAGUACUUUAAUCAGAGUGACAUUUCUUCAGUUGCAUUGACCCGUUCUGGUCUGUCCUUGGAGGAGCUGAGGAUUGUGGAAGGACAGGGUCAGAGUUCUGAGGUCAUCACUCCUCCAGAAGAAGUCAACCGAAUGAAUGACUUGGAUCUGAAGUCAAGCACUUUGCUGGAUGGUAAGAUGAUGAUGGAGGGAUUUUCUGAAGAGAUCGGCAACCACCUAAAGCUGGGCAGUGCAUUCACUUUCCGGGUCACAGUGCUGCAGGCCAGUGGAAUCCUCCCAGAGUAUGCAGACAUCUUCUGUCAGUUCAACUUUUUACAUCGGCAUGAUGAAGCAUUCUCCACUGAACCCCUCAAAAACAACGGCAGAGGAAGUCCUCUGGGCUUUUACCAUGUGCAGAAUAUUGCAGUGGAGGUUACGGAAUCAUUUGUGGACUAUAUCAAAACCAAGCCGAUUGUGUUUGAAGUCUUUGGGCAUUAUCAGCAGCAUCCACUUCACCUGCAAGGACAGGAACUUAACAGUCCACCCCAGCCGUCUCGACGAUUCUUCCCUCCACCCAUGCCGCUAUCCAAGCCAGUUCCAGCCACCAAGUUAAAUACCAUGAGCAAAACCAGCCUUGGCCAGAGCAUGAGCAAGUAUGAUCUUCUGGUUUGGUUUGAGAUCAGUGAACUGGAGCCUACGGGAGAGUAUAUCCCAGCUGUGGUGGACCAUACAGCAGGCUUGCCCUGUCAGGGGACAUUUUUGCUUCACCAGGGCAUCCAGCGGAGGAUCACAGUGACCAUCAUCCAUGAGAAGGGGAGUGAGCUCCACUGGAAGGAUGUUCGUGAGCUGGUGGUAGGCCGAAUCAGGAAUAAGGCUGAGGUAGAUGAAGCUGCAGUGGACGCCAUCCUCUCCCUCAAUAUCAUCUCUGCCAAGUACCUGAAGUCAUCCCACAACUCUAGCAGGACCUUCUAUCGUUUCGAGGCCGUCUGGGAUAGUUCCCUCCAUAACUCCCUCCUUCUGAACCGAGUGACACCCUACGGGGAAAAGAUCUACAUGACCCUAUCGGCCUACCUGGAGCUGGAUCACUGCAUCCAGCCCGCCGUCAUCACCAAGGACGUGUGCAUGGUCUUCUACUCCCGGGACGCCAAGAUCUCACCGCCACGCUCGCUGCGCAGCCUCUUUGGCAGUGGCUAUUCGAAGUCACCAGACUCCAAUCGAGUCACUGGAAUUUAUGAACUCAGUUUAUGCAAAAUGGCAGACACAGGAAGUCCAGGCAUGCAGCGGAGGAGAAGGAAAAUCUUGGAUACCUCAGUGGCAUACGUGCGGGGGGAGGAGAACUUGGCCGGCUGGCGGCCCCGGGGAGACAGCCUCAUCCUAGAGCACCAGUGGGAGUUGGAGAAGCUGGAGCUCCUGCACGAGGUGGAGAAAACCCGCCACUUUCUGCUGCUCCGCGACAGACUGGGUGACAGCAUCCCCAAAUCCCUGAGUGACUCGGUGUCCCCCAGCCUCAGCAGCGGGACCCUCAGCACCUCCACCAGCAUCUCCUCUCAAAUCUCAACCACCACCUUUGAAAGUGCCAUCACACCCAGUGAGAGCAGUGGCUACGACUCAGCAGACAUUGAAAGCCUGGUGGACCGAGAGAAAGAGCUGGCUACUAAGUGCCUGCAACUUCUCACCCACACUUUCAACCGAGAAUUCAGCCAGGUGCACGGCAGCAUCAGUGACUGCAAGCUAGCUGACCUCUCUCCCGUCGGCCGGGACCCCUCUGUGUCCAGUCUGAGCAGUUCCACCCUCACUCCGUCCUCUACCUGCCCCUCUCUGGUGGACGCUAGGAGCAACUCCCUGGAUCAGAAGACCCCAGAAGCCAAUUCCCGGGCCUCUAGUCCCUGCCCAGAAUUUGAACAGUUUCAGAUUGUCCCACCUGUGGAAACGCCCUAUUUGGCCCGAGCAGGAAAAAAUGAAUUUCUCAAUCUUGUUCCAGAUAUUGAAGAAAUUAGACCAGGCUCAGUGGUCUCCAAGAAAGGAUAUCUGCAUUUCAAGGAGCCCCUGUCCAGCAACUGGGCUAAACAUUUCGUCGUGGUCCGUCGCCCUUACGUCUUCAUCUAUAACAGCGACAAAGACCCUGUGGAGCGGGGCAUCAUUAACCUGUCCACAGCCCAGGUGGAGUAUAGCGAGGACCAGCAGGCCAUGGUGAAGACACCAAACACCUUUGCUGUGUGCACCAAGCACCGUGGGGUCCUUUUGCAGGCUCUCAACGACAAAGACGUGAAUGACUGGUUGUACGCCUUUAACCCUCUCCUUGCUGGCACAAUACGAGCUGACAUUGCCCUGAUUGGACUGGCUGUCAUGGGCCAGAACUUAAUUUUAAACAUGAAUGACCAUGGCUUUGUGGUCUGUGCUUUUAAUAGGACAGUCUCCAAAGUUGAUGACUUCUUAGCUAAUGAGGCGAAGGGCACCAAGGUGCUUGGUGCUCACUCCUUGGAGGAAAUGGUGUCCAAGCUGAAGAAGCCACGGCGGAUCAUCCUGCUUGUGAAGGCCGGUCAGGCCGUCGAUGGUUUCAUUGAGAAACUGGUACCUUUGCUAGACAUUGGUGAUAUCAUCAUUGAUGGAGGAAAUUCUGAAUAUAGGGAUACCAUGAGACGGUGCCGAGACCUCAAGGAUAAGGGCAUCUUGUUCGUGGGGAGCGGAGUUAGUGGUGGAGAGGACGGGGCCCGCUAUGGCCCGUCGCUUAUGCCGGGAGGGAACAAGGAGGCCUGGCCCCACAUCAAGGCCAUCUUUCAAGGCAUCGCCGCCAAAGUGGGGACAGGAGAACCCUGCUGUGACUGGGUGGGGGACGAGGGUGCGGGACACUUUGUGAAGAUGGUGCACAACGGCAUAGAGUACGGGGACAUGCAGCUCAUCUGUGAGGCCUACCACCUGAUGAAGGACGUCCUGGGCCUGGGGCACGAGGAGAUGGCCAAGGCCUUUGAGGAAUGGAAUAAAACAGAGCUGGACUCAUUCCUGAUUGAAAUCACAGCCAAUAUUCUCAAGUUCCAAGAUGCUGAUGGCAAACACCUGCUGCCAAAGAUCCGGGACAGCGCAGGGCAGAAGGGCACCGGGAAGUGGACCGCCAUCUCCGCCCUGGAGUACGGCGUGCCCGUCACCCUCAUCGGAGAAGCUGUCUUUGCGAGAUGCUUAUCAUCUCUGAAGGACGAGAGGAUCCAAGCCAGCAAAAAGCUGAAGGGGCCUCAAAAUAUCCCGUUUGAAGGAGAUAAGAAAUCAUUCCUGGAGGACAUUCGAAAGGCCCUCUAUGCUUCCAAGAUCAUCUCUUACGCUCAGGGCUUCAUGCUGUUAAGACAGGCAGCCACUGAAUUUGGCUGGACCCUCAACUAUGGUGGCAUCGCCCUGAUGUGGAGGGGCGGCUGCAUCAUCAGGAGUGUAUUCCUGGGAAAGAUAAAAGACGCAUUUGAUCGAAACCCAGGACUUCAGAAUCUAUUGCUGGAUGACUUCUUUAAGUCAGCUGUGGAAAACUGCCAGGACUCCUGGCGGCGGGCCAUCAGUACUGGUGUCCAGGCAGGCAUUCCCAUGCCCUGCUUCACCACUGCUCUCUCUUUCUACGAUGGGUACAGACACGAGAUGCUGCCGGCCAACCUCAUCCAGGCUCAGCGCGACUACUUUGGGGCGCACACCUACGAACUCUUGGCCAAGCCGGGCCAGUUCAUCCACACCAACUGGACGGGCCACGGGGGCAGCGUGUCCUCGUCGUCGUACAACGCCUGAUGGGCUUCUGUUCCAAGCCACAACUCCACAGACCGGGACAUUCCAUCUGCCACACAGCACUGCUUGCAUGGCCCUCUGCCCUACUUCCUGCUCAGAUCUUUCAAAAUACCGUGUGUCGUAAGAGACUCCUUUGGAGAGUUGGCCCGAGUCUCUGAGUGUCAGGUAGUUCUGAGAGAACCAGCACGCCCUCUGCCCUCGCCUCUUGGGAUGGAGCAGCAGUGGAGUGUGUGCGAGGCAGCUCCCCGAGGCAGCGUUCCCUGCAGGUCCGCUGUGGGUGAGGGAGGCAGCGGCUCUCAUCAAGGUGGGGAAGGGUUUUGUAGAAUUUGAUCAAACUGGAACCUUUGUAUCACACACCUGAACUCCCUUUCCUUUUACUUAAUAA